Cavia porcellus (domestic guinea pig) is the source of this 834-nucleotide messenger RNA. It is a transcript of the gene Dcxr, whose product is annotated as dicarbonyl and L-xylulose reductase. The record is from RefSeq and is marked validated. Gene Ontology annotation, biological process: xylulose metabolic process; glucose metabolic process. NCBI's taxonomy places the organism in Eukaryota, Metazoa, Chordata, Mammalia, Rodentia, Caviidae. Gene Ontology annotation, molecular function: carbonyl reductase (NADPH) activity; L-xylulose reductase (NADPH) activity.
CGUUGGGACGCGCCGCGAUGGAGCUGGGCUUGGCAGGCCGCCGCGCGCUGGUCACCGGCGCCGGCAAAGGCAUCGGGCGCAGUACGGUCCAGGCUCUGUGCGCGGCAGGCGUGCGCGUGGUGGCCGUGAGCCGGACGCAGGCCGACCUUGACAGUCUAGUGGGCGAGUGUCCCGGGGUGGAGCCUGUGUGUGUGGACCUGGCCGACUGGGAAGCCACCGAGCGAGCCCUGGGCAGCAUGGGCCCUGUAGACCUGCUGGUGAACAAUGCUGCUGUGGCACAGUUGGAGCCUUUCCUGGGGGUCACCAAGGAAGCAUGUGACAUGUCUUUCAACGUGAACCUGAGGGCUGUUAUCCAGGUGUCCCAGAUUGUGGCCAGGGGCAUGAUAGCCCGGGGAGUGCCAGGGACCAUUGUCAAUGUCUCCAGCCAGGCCUCCCAGCGUGCGCUGGCCAACCACAGUGUCUACUGCUCCAUCAAGGCUGCCCUGGACAUGCUGACCAAGAUGAUGGCUCUAGAACUUGGGCCCCACAAGAUCCGUGUGAAUGCAGUGAAUCCCACCGUGGUGAUGACGCCCAUGGGCAAGGCCAACUGGAGCAACCCCGACAAAGCCAAAGUCAUGCUGGACCGGAUCCCACUUGGCAAGUUUGCCGAGGUGGAGGAUGUGGUGGAUGCCAUCCUCUUCCUGCUGAGUAACCGAAGUGGCAUGAUCACAGGAUCCACUUUGCCAGUGGAUGGUGGUUUCUUGGCCACCUGAGCUGCCUCCAGCCGUGCACACUUCUGCUCCCCUCUGAUCACGCCCCAACUUUCCUUCCAAUAAAUCUGACUCUUGCCCUGGC